This is a messenger RNA of Sardina pilchardus (European sardine), 2015 nucleotides long. RefSeq names its product cysteine-rich and transmembrane domain-containing protein 1-like. NCBI's taxonomy places the organism in Eukaryota, Metazoa, Chordata, Actinopteri, Clupeiformes, Clupeidae. The record is from RefSeq and is a predicted model, not a curated record. The transcript has 4 exons. Gene Ontology annotation, cellular component: extracellular exosome. Bases 272 to 673 code for a protein of 133 amino acids.
CAGUUACGUCUGCAAUGACAUCACUCCGCUGCAACAUCAGUUGCGAUCUAUGCUCCCUUUCGACGUACCACUGAAACCGAUAAAGUGGAAUCAGGCUGAUCCCUCAUUGCGUGUGUGCUGAAGUGUUUUUGGAGGGUUUUUUUCUGCUUGAGAACCAUGCAACACACAACAUAUGGUGGUGUCUAAUUGAGUGCCUGUCACUGAAAGAGGUUCAUGAGGGAGGGACGCAUGCAGUUUUAACACAGUUAAAAGCCAACACUGGUGAUUGGAAAUGAAUUUUGAACAGCCACCUCCAUACCCUGGGCCAGGUAACACCGCACCCGCUUAUCCUGUUCAGGGAUACCCGCCACAGGGCUACCCUCCACAGGGCUACCCUGUCAACAUGGAACAGCCCAACACCGGCUUCCCUCCUCAGAACCCAGCGUAUCCAAACUACCCUGCUGGGCCGGGUGGGCCUUACCCUGGACCUGGUCAGCCACCCUAUCAAGGAUAUCCACAACAACCACCAUUUGGAUGGCAAAAUGCUCCACCAGCUGGCCCAAUGUAUGAUGAGGGGCCUAAGAACACGGUCUAUGUGGUGGAGGACAGGAGACGUGAUGACUCUGCGGACACUUGUCUGACCGCAUGCUGGACUGCACUCUGCUGCUGCUGCCUAUGGGACAUGCUCACAUAAAGUUUUGAUUCCUUUAGACUGUACUACGCCCACCUGUACUGCACUCCCAAACUUGUGGCCCCACCAAUUACGGAGCCCUAAACCCUCUACUUUUUCUCCUGACGUAGCUUACAAUCCCCUGGACCUCUGGUGCCCAGCUACAUGCUUUCUAAAUGCACACCUCUCUGUGGUUGAGUUAAAUAUUAAUGCAAACCACUAAACAAAUUUUGUCCAGAUUCAAAUUAGUAUUGAAAGCAGCGUUCCCAAAAUACAUUACCUGGCGUCUCUGCGUGAAACAGAUGUAUUUUUUUAAACUCAGGCAAUCAUGUUAAAAGACAUGAAUUUCAAUCUUAAAUAUACCAUACGCUUUGACAGAGUAGAUUGCAUGACAGCAAAUAAAUGUGUAUCAUCUCUGCAUCUGAUCGAAGGAUAAAGUGUCCUGGCUUGACCCAUGCUUGACAAAUGAGUGACGAGAUUGAUUAAAUCCAAUCCUCACUACAUCAGCAUGGUGUCCAGACCUUUCAUUUCACUACCUCUGUCCUAUUUUCGUCUUCAUCUCUGACUUAUGAAGGCAUCCCAGUGCACCCACAGUCCCAUUCCUGUCCCCACAAUCCCCCUGAAGCCUCAGCUCCAGUCCCCCAUCAGGUCAGGAGUGGCCAGUCUGUCAGGCAGACGGUUGAAAGCUGCUGAGGUCAAAAUGUAGCAGGGCAGCAACACCACUUAUCUCAUUUCCUGUCUGCCUUGACAACCUUUCAGUCCAUUAUUUGAAUGCAUACUCUGUCAGUCUAAUUCUGUUUUGACCAUGUGGGGCUACUGUCUUCCCAGUCAACCAAAUUUAAAAAGUAGGCUAGACGCUGUUGACCUCCACCUCCCUGGACCACAGGAAAUAAACAUUUGUCAGUUUGGCAUGACAUGAUUACAUUAUUCUGUACAGAGUUUUCAUUUUAAUGCUCCUCACCAAAGCCCACAGACCAUAGCAAUCUGCAUGAAUACCUUGAUACGAUAUUAGAUAUGAGAGGCAUAAAUAUGAGAGGACAGUUGAUAAUCCUGAUUAAGGCAGAGCUAUACUGGAAACAGGAGGAGAGAGAUUGUGAAACACAUAAUUCAGGGGUUGCAUAUUUUGAUGCUUCAAUAUUUUUUAAAAACUUUUUUGCUUAAGAUCUUUAGGAGAUGCUGUAUACUGUUAAAUGAUUUUGUCUUGAAUAUCUAUUUUAAAUUGUUUGCAUUUUGAUAAUUAGAAAUACAUGUUUUAAUUGUCUUGUUCUUCUCGGAUGACUACUUGCAUUAUUGUUAUGUUUUUAAACAGCAAAAGAUACACAUUGAAACAUGCCUUGGCUUAAAAUAAAAUAAAUUAUUAAAAAUA